AUGGUAAACGACGUGCGUAGGCGAUUGCCUUAUUAUAAGUCGGAUUGGACGGAUGCUUGGGAUUAUAGGAUUGUGCCUAGUACUGGUUUGUCUUGUCUUCUUUCCUCCGUACAGUACUUAACAGGUUGGUGGUGUAGGUUUGAAAAAACAAAGAUGUCUUAUGGCGUCAAUGAAGUUCUGCUCGCAUCUGUACUCGGUGCGGUAGUCUUUAGUUUCCUGGCUGCGCAGCCGUUAUGUAUUGUUGGCGUUACAGGGCCUAUCACUGUGUUUAAUUAUACUGUAUACGCUAUCGUAGCACCUAGAGGGAUUCCGUAUUUCCAGUUCAUGUGCUGGAUUUGUCUAUGGUCUAUGCUCAUGCAUUUUGCACUAGCCAUAACGAAUGCUUGCAAUGCUGUUAAAUGGGUUACGAGGUUUUCCUGUGAUAUUUUUGGGUUCUAUGUCGCUUUCAUAUACCUGCAGAAAGGCAUUCAGGUCCUUGCUCUGCAAUGGCGCGCAGGAGAUGCAGCGGCGCAUCUGUCGAUUUCGAUCUCAUUGCUAGUCCUAAUGUCUGGGUAUGCUUGCUCCUGGCUCGGCAGUAGCAACCUCUUUAGGCAACCGGUCAGGGUCUUCCUAAAGGACUAUGGAACCCCACUUUCAAUCGUGUUCUUCACAGGUUACCAGUACUUCGGUAAAAUUAAGCAUAUGGACCUCGAAAGAUUGCCAGUUUCACAGGCCUUCUUCCCCACUACGGAGCGUGGGUGGCUGGUGCAUUUCUGGGAUAUCAGUGUUGGGCAAGUGUUUUUGGCUAUCCCGUUUGCGCUGCUAUUGACGAUUUUGUUCUAUUUUGAUCACAAUGUCUCGAGCCUGAUUUCCCAGGGCACGGAGUUUCCGUUGAAGAAGCCGGCGGGGUUUCAUUGGGACAUUUUCUUGCUCGGGAUUACGACGGGGAUUUCGGGGGUUCUGGGGAUCCCAGCUCCUAAUGGUCUUAUCCCUCAAGCUCCGUUCCAUACGGCAUCUCUGUGCGUCACUCGCCGGCGAACGGAUGGGGCGGAGGAGAAUAAAGGCAAGGUGGAGGUCGUUGUUGAUCACGUUGUGGAACAGCGGGCUAGCAAUCUUGCACAGGGCCUUUUGAUCUUAGGAACCAUGACGGGGCCCUUGCUUGUGGUGCUUGCGCUGAUUCCACAGGGUGUUCUUGCCGGACUCUUCUUCGUCAUGGGCCUUCAAGCACUCGAAAGCAACGGGAUCGUGUUGAAGCUUCUAUUCCUGCUCAGCGAUAGCUCCUUGGCUUUUGGCGAGGAGCCGCUGAAGAGAUGUAGGAAGGGAGCUGUCUGGGCGUUUGUGGCACUUGAGCUCAUAGGAUUCGGAGCUACGUUUGCUAUCACCCAAACUAUUGCUGCUAUUGGCUUCCCGGUGUUCAUUCUCCUGCUAAUUCCUGCCCGCACCCUAAUCUUGCCCAAGUAUUUCACCCCCGAAGAACUUGGGGUUCUGGAUGCACCCACAGCUUCUCCGUUUACCCUUGAGUCUGUUAGUGGUGGUAAUUAUGGUGGCGCACCUGAGCCUAGUGGCAAUAGUACACCCGCUUAGGCUAGUAGUGAUACACUCUCGGAUAGUGACGAGAGCGUUCUUGAGAAGGGGCACUGCUGUCAAGUUGGGUAGGAGGUCACCCGAGGCUUGACAUGAUAAUUUAUCGAUAACGAUACCGUAGUAAAGACAGGAUAGAGGAGGCGAGCCCUUCAAGGACACAAGGAAGUGGAUUUUGAUGUAUUAAAUUGAUGGAGAAGGUUAAAAAAUGAUAAGCUGUGCUCGUUGAGG
Molecule: messenger RNA, 1791 nt
Organism: Tuber melanosporum (Perigord truffle)
Lineage: Eukaryota; Fungi; Ascomycota; Pezizomycetes; Pezizales; Tuberaceae
Exons: 7
Coding region: 1-1563 (520 amino acids)
Biological process (GO): transmembrane transport; monoatomic ion homeostasis; borate transport
Cellular component (GO): plasma membrane; fungal-type vacuole
Molecular function (GO): borate efflux transmembrane transporter activity; solute:inorganic anion antiporter activity
Source: RefSeq, a predicted model, not a curated record